Messenger RNA from Recurvomyces mirabilis, 2112 nucleotides. RefSeq names its product putative serine/threonine-protein kinase iks1 (gene IKS1). Bases 1 to 2112 code for a protein of 703 amino acids. The transcript is spliced from 2 exons. The record is from RefSeq and is a predicted model, not a curated record. Gene Ontology annotation, molecular function: eukaryotic translation initiation factor 2alpha kinase activity; ATP binding. NCBI's taxonomy places the organism in Eukaryota, Fungi, Ascomycota, Dothideomycetes, Mycosphaerellales, Teratosphaeriaceae. Gene Ontology annotation, cellular component: cytoplasm; nucleus; cytosol. Gene Ontology annotation, biological process: protein phosphorylation.
AUGGCUGAUGACACGCCACCGCGCUCAAUGUCGCUAAUACCUUAUCCCAACGACUCUCAAGGGAUUGUUCUACGCCGAGGCAAUGCGAUCGUGGUCUACGACACCCUCUCGCAACAGCUCCAGGUCCGUGAUGCCACGGCGGAGGAUGCUGUCGACCUGACUGAAUGCCCUUACUGCCACCGUCCAUACGAUGAUUCACGAUCUCGCGGCCGACACGACAAUGCUAACGCAGGUGCUGCGAGAGGAAGGACAUUCAGCCCUGAGCGACCGUACAUGAAUCCAGAGUACUUUCGCAUGCUAGCUGCGAGCCAAAGAGCUACACCCAAUGCCUCUGGAGCGAACACACCAAGCCAACGGCUCUUUCGGCAAGCUGCUUUGAGAUCUGGUCGGUCACGUGACGUGAGUGGUGCUCAGGAUCCUCCUCCUUCUGGCGCACAGUUUGUUGGUAGCGCGCCUUCCACUGCCAACGCGGAAGGUAUUAGUAGUUCCGCUUUUAGCCCUGGAUACUUCAAGCAGUUCUUCGUUGAGCAAGGUAUCCUUGGUAAAGGCGGCAAUGGCGUGGUCAUGCUUGUUGAGCACUUCAUGGAUGGUGUCUCGUUGGGGCAGUUCGCUUGCAAACGCAUACCUGUCGGUAACAACCACAGCUGGCUGGAGAAAGUUCUGGUUGAAAUCAAAUUACUGCAGCGCCUGCCUCACAAGAAUCUGGUUCAGUACCAUUGGUCAUGGCUGGAGGAUCAUAAGCCCAGUCGCUUUGGCUUAAGUAUACCUUGUUUGUGGAUCUUGCAAGAAUACUGCAAUGGCGGUGAUCUACAUAAUCAUGUUCUUGGACCAAGGGAGGAUGAAUCUACGGCGGAGACGUUGAAGGCGAAGGCAAGAAGGAAAUCGAAAGGAGAAGCUGAGCCACCCAAGAACUUGCGAGGGUUGAGCAGACUGACUUUCGAGGAGAUCUUUUCCUUCUUCAAAGACAUCACCUCCGGCUUGCACCACCUACACAGCAAAGGCUAUGUACACCGCGAUCUCAAGCCCUCCAAUUGUCUACUACAGCACGACGGUGGCAAGAUAAGAGUCUUGAUCUCAGACUUUGGUGAGGUACAAGCUGCAGAUGCGAAACGUGGAUCGACAGGCGCGACAGGUACGAUCUCGUACUGUGCGCCAGAAGUGCUCUGCCAGAGAGCCGACGGUACUUUCGGCAACUUCAGUACCAAGUCAGACAUCUUCUCCUUGGGCAUGAUUGUCUACUUCAUGUGCUUUGGUCGACUACCAUACAGUAAUGCGGACGACAUUAACGAGGAGAAUGAAGAUCUGGACGAGUUGAAGGCAGAGAUUGGCCAGUGGCGUGGCUUUGACUAUGAGACUCGCGCUCGACCUGACUUGCCUGAACAAUUGUACAGGUUCUUGAGACAGCUGCUGAGCGUUGAGCCGGAUGAGCGGCCAAGCACGGGGGACAUUCUGAGGAGGAUAAUCGAGAGUGGGGGAAACGUCGACGAGGUAGGCAUAGACGACUCGACAUCGCGCAUGUCGUCCUUCGACUCACCUUCUCAUCGACCCUCGCCUCCUGGUCGUAAGCAGUCAGCAGUGCUCAGCAGACCCGGCCUAUCGUCGUUAGGACGCCAGCGAUCAGGAACACAAGAAGUCGCACGCUCAAGAAGUCCGAUCAAGACCAGCGCUGAAAGUCACAGCGGAAGCAAUAGUAGGCCUUUGAGUCCAGACGACGGCGCAAUCACAGUACGACCGCGCAAAGUCGAGCUUCCACCGAACGGACGAGUGCCUACACCACAACACAGUCCACGGCUGAUGCUACCGCCGCCACCAGAGCGACCAGUCACAACCUGGCUUGUAAGAACAAUGCGCCGGCCGGAGAGUACCAUCGGCUUUCGAGUUGUGCUGUUCGUGCUCAAGCUGCUCAUUCUGUUCUUGCCAUGCUCGCCGUAUGCGGCUAAUGCUUGGAUCUUGUGGCCGGCCAUUGCGGUCGCAACUCUCGAUCUGGGCGUGAUGUUUUUCGAUUUGCGGCGAUCUCUUCUCCUUCUCGGUUUACAUCUGGCAGCUGUAUAUGCUGCUUCACGAUCGGGAUACCAAUGCGAAAGUCCUUCUGUGGUUUGGAAGGAUUUGUGA